Messenger RNA from Acanthochromis polyacanthus (spiny chromis), 2101 nucleotides. RefSeq lists its product as uncharacterized. The transcript has 10 exons. NCBI's taxonomy places the organism in Eukaryota, Metazoa, Chordata, Actinopteri, Pomacentridae. Bases 371 to 1960 code for a protein of 529 amino acids. The record is from RefSeq and is a predicted model, not a curated record. Gene Ontology annotation, biological process: negative regulation of autophagy.
GGAAACGUUCAGUUCCGUCGUUUGUCGCUUCAAGCAACACAUUUUCCAUUUCCAGCGCCGCCUCCUGCUCACCGAGCUGUGUGCGUAAGAAGGUGUAAGGCCACACGAGGGGAUGGUAGCGUUCAGGGUGAAAAAACGAAGUCUUUUUCUAUUUAUAGAUUUAUUAUCGUCAAACAAACAGUGCGCAACUGCAGCGCUGCUCAGCCAGCUGUGCGUUAAGAGGAGGAAGCUUGCUUUCAGUUUCUAACGAGAGAGGCGUGGAAGUGAUUUGGAGUAAAGGCGACGGGUACUUGUUGAAAUAAAAAAAGAAAAGAAAAGAAAAGAAAAAAGUUGUGUAGUGGAGGUGUUUUUGACGUUUGAAGGGGAGCUCAUGGAGUUUUCUGAGCACAUCAAGACGGCCAAUGUGGAGGAUGUUGUGCUCCGGCAGCCGCUCCACCCGCCGAGCAGAGGAACCCUGUGCAUCACCGGCCACCACCUGCUCUUCUCGGACAGGGAGGAGGGCAGCUCCCGGCAGGUCCUGCUGCUGCUCAGGAACAUAGAUGCCAUUGAGAAAAGGAUGUCUGGAUCAUCAGGAACAAUUACCAUCAAGUGUAAAGAUCUGCAAGUGCUCCAGCUCGACAUCCCAGGCAUGGAGCAGUGUCUCAAUAUUGCACACUCUAUUGAGACCCUGUCUUGUCUGGACUGUGUGUCGGAGAUGUAUCCUUUCUUUUACAGGCCUGCUGAUCUCAGCCUACAGGACCAAUGGGGUCUCUCAUCCCCUGAAAGCUACUACAGUCAAAUGAAAGAGCUUCAUGGCCGGUGGAGGCUGAGUAGUGUGAACAGAGACUACUCAGUGUGUCCCUCCUACCCUCCAGCAGUCAUCGUCCCAAACAAUAUCGAUGACGACACACUGAGGAAAGUGGCCAAAUUCAGACAGGGAGGACGUUUUCCUGUCCUCUGCUACCACCACAGGAAGAAUGGCAUGGUAAUCAUGCGCAGUAGCCAGCCACUGACGGGAGCCAAUAGGAAGCGCUGCAGGGAAGACGAGCUCCUCCUCCAGGCUGUGAUUGACGGCUCAGACAAAGGUUACAUUAUUGACACCCGCUCCAGUCAGCAGGCUCAACAGGCCCGCAUGACAGGUGGAGGGUUUGAGUCCAAAUCCUGCUAUAGCCACUGGAAGAGACUGCACAGACAGAUGGAAAGAGGUAAAGCUCUCCAGGAGAGUCUGAUUAAACUGGUGGAGGCCUGUGGUGACGAGUCAAAUAACAUGGACCGCUGGCUCAGUAAGCUGGAGAAUUCAAAGUGGCUUUCUUAUGUCCAGACUGCUCUGUCGACCGCCGGCCUUCUGGCUGAGUGUGUGGAGAGGGACGGUCAUUCUGUUCUGGUUCACGGCUCUGAAGGGACAGACUCCUCUUUGCUCAUCAGCACUCUAGCUCAGCUCAUCAUGGACCCCUGCUGCCGCACACUGGACGGAUUCCUGGCUCUGCUGGAGAGGGAGUGGCUGCAGGCAGGACACCCGUUCCAGCAGCGAUGUGCCCACUCAGCCUACUCCCACGCUCGCCUCCAGCAGGAGUCUCCGGUCUUCCUGCUUCUGCUGGACUGUGUGUGGCAGCUGUGGCGUCAGUUCCCUCUGGCUCUGGGCUUCUCCGAGGCGCUGCUCCUCAGACUGGCAACUGAAGUCUACGCCUCUGACUAUGGCACCUUUCUGUGUAACAGCGAUCACGAAAGGUGUGCCAUGGGAGUGAAGGAUAAGACACACUGUUUGUUCCAAGCCUUGCUUAGGCCCAGGGAGAAAGAUUACUACUCUAACCCCCUGUACGAGCCCACUGAGCUGGCAAUCUGGCCCUCAGUUCACCCUCAGUCCCUGCAGCUCUGGAGAGGCUUCUUUCUGAGGUGGACCCAGCAGACUCGUCACCUUGAGGAGGCUCAGGAGGAAAUAAGGAACAUGGUGAUCGAGUGGAGCAAGUUGGCACUCAGCUGAUGGCCUUCCAGUGUGUAUGAAUAAGUGAAGAUGAUCAUCCUGAACAUGUCUGAAGGAGAAAUCCUACCAAUGUGCAAUGCCUUAACAAUCUGCUGUGUUUCAAUGUACAGUAUUUUUUACUCUUUUAUAAAAAUUGUAAUA